This is a messenger RNA of Aegilops tauschii subsp. strangulata, 1673 nucleotides long. Its product is annotated as probable methyltransferase At1g29790. The record is from RefSeq and is a predicted model, not a curated record. NCBI's taxonomy places the organism in Eukaryota, Viridiplantae, Streptophyta, Magnoliopsida, Poales, Poaceae.
CUCUCGCUCUCGCUGAGCAAGCCGGCGGCGCCCGAGAUCCCUCCCCGCCGCGCCGGGCUCGCAAAAGCCGCUGCCUUCCCUCCCUCUUCUCGCGCGCUCGGGGGAGCACCGGAGCCGGCGGCGCGCGCCAUGGGGUCGGUGUCCCUGAAGCUGCCGGCGUCCCGCCGCCGCCACGGCGGCCCCCUCUCCUGCCUCUGCUCACCGGCGCCGCUCAACCUCCUCAUGCUGCUCUCCCUCCUCUGCACCAACCUCCUCGCCUUCUUCGCCUUCUUCGCCGCCCCGACCCGCCACGACCCCGCCGCCGGCACAACCCCCUCCUCCUCCGCCAACCUCUCCGCGCACGUCGCCGCCAUCGCGCUCGAGAUCGGCGACGGCGCCUCCUCCUCCGGCGGCCGCCUCCCAGACGGCCUGCCCCCGGAGCUGCUCCUCUUCCUCACCCCGCACGCGCUGCCGCUCGGCCGCGACGCGCGGACGGGGCUCACCCACAUGCCGGCCUCCGUCGCCGCCUCCUGCCUCCGGUCCCCGUCCGCGCUGGCGCUCCUCUCGGCCUUCAUGUCCUACGCGCCCCACUCCGCCUGCCCGCGCAACGCCACCCUCCCGCGCCGCCUCGUCUCCAAGGGCUGCGAGCCGCUGCCCCGCCGCCGGUGCCUCUCCCGCGGGCCCCGCGCCCCGCUCCCGGCAUCCGGCAUGGGCCUCGACCACCGCCGCUGGGCCGGCCCCGCGCGCGGCGGCGGCCACGAGUUCCUCGUCGACGACGUGCUGCGCCUGGGCGCGUCCAAGAUCCGGAUCGGCCUCGACGUCGCCGGCGGCGCCGCCAACUUCGCCGCCCGGAUGAGGGAGCGCGGGGUCACCGUCGUCACCUCCGUGCUCGACGGGCCCGGGAAGCCGAUGAACGAGUUCGUGGCGUCAAGGGGCCUGUUCCCGCUCCUGCUCUCGCCGGCGCACCGGUUCCCCUUCUACGACGGGGUGUUCGACCUGGUGCACGUCGGCACCGCGGCGCUGGACGAGGCCGGGGCGCCCGCGAUGGGGCAGGCGGCGACGCCGGAGGCGCUGGAGUUCUUCAUGUUCGACGUCGACCGGGUGCUGCGCGCCGGCGGGCUGCUCUGGAUCGACAGCUACCUGUGCCAGAGCGAGGAGAGGAGGCGGGUGGUUGCCAAGCUGAUAGAGAGGUUUGGUUACAAGAAGCUCAAGUGGGUCGCCGGAGAGAAGGCCGGCGGUGCGGCGACAUCAACCUACCUCUCCGCGGUGCUGCGAAAGCCGGCAAGGAGCUGAAAUCAUACACAAGGAUUGAUCAAUCCAGGCUCCUUGAUCAGAGGUACGGCCACUGUGCCCUCAAAUUGUUUGUAGCUCCCAGAUUUUGAUGGGACGAAUGCGAAUGUGAAUGCCGUAUAGGUGCCAAGGAAUUUUUUAGAUUACAGAAGAAACCGGUGCUACGGAUUAGCUUGAUUCCAUUGGUUGUUGAUUGUUGAGAGAUAGUGACUGAAAAUAACUGCAAGAUUGUACAACUCUUCUACAUUUGUUGAUGCUAUUAGAUGGGACACAAGCCGUGCAGUGCUACUUUUGUUGCUCUAUUGGUGAAUUGCAGUUUGUGGAAGAGGUUGGCAAAUGGUGUACACUGUACUGAUCUUCCAUUUCAGGAAGAACGCGAAAUUAAUUGACGCUGUUCGAAUCAA